GAGAGAGGGAAAUAUUAAAGGAGUUGAGUUCUUAGUAUAAAUGGUUACUUUUUCCAAAGCAGAAGUUUAAUGUAGAAUGAAACACAACUCAAGCCCAAUGUAAUUAAAUUUGGUUUUUUUAAAAUAUACUUGUCUUAACUGCAGUUCACAAGGGAAUUGUUCUGAUCUAGCUGUGCAGUAUCCCAAUAUAUGUCAUUGGACAGCUCAUAAAUAGUUGAUUCCUGCUUAAGCUGAAUAUACUUGUUCUAAAAACAAAUCCUGAUAGUCUUCUGCGCAUUAAGCCCCGUAUCAGGAAGUUUUUAAUGUUUGAUGUUUUAGUAUGUUCUGAUAUAUGCUGUGAGCUGCCCAGAAUAGCUGGGAAAAUCCAGCACCAGAUGGGGUAUAAAUAAUAAAAUUAUUAUUAUUAUUAAGAUUCACCUUACGGUCCCUGGGUGGGUUACAACAUUGAAGCACAAGAUUAAAAGGGUUAAAAUUUCUUGCAAUCACGAAAAUAAGGUGGGUCUGAAAAAUAAAACACUUCAAAUGUCAAAAGCCAAUGCAAAAUGGUUUUUGAAUUAGCAUUGUAAUAUUUUGUUCUUUGAAGCACCUUCAUGUGUUUUCCAGUCAAUAAAUUAUUCCUCUACCUCAAUAUCUUGGAGCAAGGGGCUAUAAUGUAUGCAUGUAUAGAGGUCUUGCUCUAAAAAGGACUACUUCAGAUGUGAUUGUUUCCUUACAUGUGAGUGUACAUGACUACCUAAAUUCUGUAGGCGGCUUUGGAAAUUUCAGCUCCCCAUAGGACUCUUUCAUUUGAUGUAAAUACACUAUGUUGUUACAAAGUCUGCCAGUAUGAUUUCCCCCCCAAACCAGGCAACAUGCCCAGAUUUAACCUGAAGUUAGUUUUGGAAAGGAACAAUCAGUUUACUUUUCAUAUACACACACACAGGAAUGAUCCCAAAACUGGAAAAUAUGGCAUAUUAAUCAGUUAAUACCCAACUGGAAGAAAUGGAUGUUUCAAGUGGAAGAUGCACUUUUGUACCUCUAUGGGAGCUGCCUUCAGUGCCUAAGGGGAACUGGGAGAGAGGUGGACUGUCUUUAGUCUCCCUCUCUGCCAUUUGUAGUGAAAGAAUGUGUGGAUUUGGGAAGGUGACAGAAUUAGGGCAUCUACAAAGUCCCAUCCAUCACUGUGGGUACCAUGAUGUAUAAUCUGGUAUUCUGGCUGACCUGAAAGGAAAGUGGCAAAGUGUUCCAACACAAAGAGUAAAAACUCACUGAUUUGUUUUUUUUAGGUCUCUGCCUAAUAACUUUUUCAUGUUGAGCCCUGAAAGUGGAGUGUUUCUAUUCUUUCAGCUGUUUUCUUUGGGAGGGUUGUGUGUGUGUGUUUCCUCCCUCCCCAAAAUACAGCUCUCUGGGUUGCCAAGAAACCCAACGGUGAGAGUAAGCACACAUGCACACGCUUGGGUUGCAAUCCCGUAGGCACUUACCCAGGAGUAAGUCUCACUGAACUCAGUGGGGCUUGCUUUGGAGUAGGUCUGCCCAAGAACGCAAUACCAGCUGCCAUAGCGUCUGGAUAAAGGCGGGGGCGCCUGCAGCGACGGCGCCUGCCAAGCGAGAAGCUGGCAAAGGAACCGGGCCGAGGGAGGCAUGGCCCGGCCUAGGCCCGCCUCGGGUUAAAGUUCUCCCGCCUGCGACACGGUUUCCCCCUCGGCAACCAUGGCCGCGUCGCUAGGCCGGUUCUCGCUGCCUGCGCUGCCGUCCUCCCGCCUGGCCUUGUUCUGCGCCUCGGUCGCCGUGGUGGGCCUGGGAGCCGCCGCGGCCUGGCGCUGGGGCCGGCGCCGCGCACGCCGAGAGCUGGUGCGGGUGGGCGCCGUGUCCAGCCUCGCCAUCUACCCGGUCAAGUCCUGCCAGGGGCUGCCCCUCGAGAGCGCCGAGCUGACCAAGCUGGGCGUCCGCAGCGGAGACCUGCGCGACAGGCAAGGAGAGGGGGUGGAGGGCGCAAGAGCGGGAGGGAGGGAGGCGACGAGGCUCCGCUUCCUUUCGAGAGUUGAGGGGAAGGAAUGUGGGGCCGGGGGCGGAGGAAGGGCCGCGUGUGUGGUGAGUCCGUCCUGUGGCGACUUGAAGACUAACGGGCUUCUAAUGGCACCAUAAAGCUCUCGUGGACCGCUGCGUCCGCUUCCUUCUCCCGCGCGCCUGUGCAGGCCGCUGCAAUUCUUCACGCGUGGGACAAACUUGGCGCGCAGACAAAUGAGGCCAGUUUAGCGCCUCCCUCCCUUAUUGGUGUGAGAACCGUGUUGGUUUCGGGGUGUCUGCGCGUCGUUUUUUGGGGAAGGGGACGGCCCUAUUGCAGCUGCUACCCGCGCGCAAGGAAGCUUCUUAGGACCCUCGCGCCUCCAGGCGAAGCCCGUUCUGCCCUGAGUGCUGCUGCUGUUGCUGUUGCUACACAUGUCCCAGAGCUUCAGUCAGGCGGUGUCCGUGGGGAAUUACAAUCUGGAAUUCUAUGACGUUUGUAGUCUUAUUUAUUAAAUUUCUAUACCGCCCUUCAUCCGAGGAUCACCAGCUGUUUGCAAUAUAAAAACACAAAAAUGCAUAACAUUGUAAGGUAAGGUAAAGGACCCCUGGACGGCUGAGUCCAGUCAGAGGUGACUAUGGGGUGCAGCGCUCAUCUCACUUGAGGCCAAGGGGGCUGCCAUUUGUCCACAGACAGCUUUCCGGGUCAUGUGGCCAGCAUGACUAAACUUCUACUGGUGCACAGAGGACCGUGAGGAGUUCCAGAGUGCAUGGAAACACCAUUUGCCUUCUUACCACAUCGGUACCUAUUUAUCUACUUGCCCUGGUAUGCUUUCGAACUGCUAGGUUGGCAGAAACUGGGACAGCAACGAGAGCUCACCAAUCGGCAAGCCCAAGAGGCUCAGUGGUUUAGACCACAGCGCCACCCGCAUCCCUUGCAUAACAUAGUAACAGCAACAGCAGCACCACCCCCAGUUUAAAAGGCCUUGUUGUUGUUGUUGGCAUCCAUCUGCCAAUGGAGUGUGCCUUUGGGGUUGAAGGAGAAUUACACCGCCAGUGGGUGUAGAGACCAAUAGGGGAGAGACAUGUUUUGUUGCAGCUGGGUCAGAUGAAGGCAUCCAGUUGUGUUCUGCAACAAACCACUUCAUUUAUCAAUAAGGAUGCUUGCUUUGAUAGUGUGUUAAAAUAUUGCUAUAGGUUUAUAGGUGCUAGCAUAUGGGGCAUCAAAGCUAGACACAUGUGGAUUUAAGCCAGACCCAGUGUGUAAUUAAACUGUGUGCUAGACUUAGCUAAUCCCUCAAUUAAGCUAAGUGUCAAAAGCCAAUUAAGCCAGGACAUGCCUACUGUGUGAGGUGUUACUUUAGAGUAAUGAAUCGUUAGCAUUUCAAAGGAUGAAAGGGUAAAUCUCAUUUGCAAAUGGGUGGGUUUCCUCCCUCCCUCAGCUGAGAGUUUAGUUCAUAAAUAGAAGGCCAGUGUUUUAGGUAGGUGGCAGUUUAGAAUGGCAGUAAGGAGCUAAGCAACGGAGUGGUAAUGGGCUGGAGGGAGAGUCAAAAAGCAGGAUGCUGAUGUCUGUUUUGGAUCCAGUGCUGUGGCUAUGGGGGAAGCCAGAACCUCUUGGAAUGUAAUGCUGGAGAUCCCUCCAUGGUAAACUUCCCUUAUAAACCUGUAUAAUUAAACUAUAUAUCAUAAAGACACCACAGUCUCUGUUGUGCCUUGUGAUCUAAAUGGAAUCAAAGAAUGCAGAUAAGCACUCCUUGUAGUCCUGGAAUCUUACACAGCUUGGAGAUUGGGGUGGCAGGUAACAAUAUUUUUCUCAUGGCCUGUCAGCAAUUUAGGUAUAACAUUUAAAGGAUUAACAAUUCUCUCUAUGUUUAAUCAUAGAUUUUGGCUCGUGAUUAAGGAAGAUGGUCAUAUGGUCACAGCUCGGCAGGAGCCUCGCCUGGUUCUGGUCUCUGUAAAUUGUGAAAAUGGUCUCUUAAUCCUGAAUGCUCCAGAAAUGAAGGAACUGACCAUCCCUAUCACUGCUCCUAAGAACAAUCCAGUGAAGACUUGCAGGUGAUGAAUUAGGUUUUUGUCUGUCUCUUUUUUAAUCGGGCUGAAAACGUUACUUCCACAUAUUGUUUUCUCUUUGCCUUCUUGGCCUUUGUUGUUAGGUGUCACAUGUCCCUAACUGUUCAUGAUGGUACUGAACAAGAGUCCAGUAUCAAAGACAAAAUAAUCUGUGCUAGGACCUCUCUCUUAAAACCUGAUUCAUGAUACUCAGAUGGUUAUAUCAAACAUAUUGUUUUAAUCAUGCAGACCUGAUCACCGUGAGUUCCGCUGUUUUGAGAUUUUUCUAGAUAAUGUUUUAUGGAUACUCCAGUUUGCAGGAGGUUGGAAUAGAUUACCCUUGGGGGUCCCUUCCAACACUAUGAGUCUAUGAUUCAAAUAAAUAAAGAAGUAAUAAGGCCCACAGGCUAAUGUGCCCCUGCUUGAUUCAUUUGUGUUCCCUACCUGAAUGCCAUUUCCCCCUUCUGUGCUUUCCCACUUCAAGGUGGCUUGAGAGCAGUACAUGUGAAAAGGAUCUAGGAGUCUUGGUUGACCACAAACUUGAUAUGAGCCAACAGUGUGACGCGGCAGCUAAAAAAGCCAAUGCAAUUCUGGGCUGCAUCAAUAGGAGUAUAGCAUCUAGAUCAAGGGAAGUAAUAGUGCCACUGUAUUCUGCUCUGGUCAGACCUCACCUGGAGUACUGUGUCCAGUUCUGGGCACCACAGUUCAAGAAGGACACUGACAAACUGGAACGUGUCCAGAGGAGGACAACCAAAAUGGUCAAAGGCCUGGAAACAAUGCCUUAUGAGGAACGGCUAAGGGAGCUGGGCAUGUUUAGCCUGGAGAAGAGGAGGUUAAGGGGUGAUAUGAUAGCCAUGUUCAAAUAUAUAAAAGGAUGUCACAUAGAGGAGGGAGAAAGGUUGUUUUCUGCUGCUCCAGAGAAGCGGACACGGAGCAAUGGAUCCAAACUACAAGAAAGAAGAUUCCACCUAAACAUUAGGAAGAACUUCCUGACAGUAAGAGCUGUUCGACAGUGGAAUUUGCUGCCAAGGAGUGUGGUGGAGUCUCCUUCUUUGGAGGUCUUUAAGCAGAGGCUUGACAACCAUAUGUUAGGAGUGCUCUGAUGGUGUUUCCUGCUUGGCAGGGGGUUGGACUCGAUGGCCCUUGUGGUCUCUUCCAACUCUAUGAUUCUAUGAAUACAGUGGUACCUUGGGUAACACAUGCUUCAGGUUAUAGACUCUGCUAACCCAGAAAUAGUACCUCGGGUUAAGAACUUUGCUUCAGGAUGAGAACAGAAAUCGUGCUCUGGCGGCGCAGCAGCAGCAGGAGGCCCCAGUAGCUAAAGUGGUACCUCAUGUUAAGAACAGUUUCAGGUUAAGAGUGGACCUCCAGAAUGCAUUACGUUCUUAACCUGAGGUACCACUGUAUCUUAAGGCUCACCCAAGUUCAUCAAAAGUAGAAGUUUGAAUAGAACAAUGCUUGUUUACUAGUUCUGCAUUGCUCGUCCUCUUUGAAAGCACAUGAUGCAGCUGGCAUCAACUUUCCCAUUCAGCUAGCUAGUAAUGUGUGCUUCAUCCUGGAGAAUAAAAGUCUUUAGUGCUACUACCGCUCAUCUCAGCAGGAAAGAGUAGAGAUGGGGGUGCAGAUAAAAAGAGGGAGCUAAUAGUGAUGAGGCCUUGUGAUUUUGAGAGAAAAGAAGUGUAUGUUAAAAGAGUAGAGCACAGGAGGGAGGGCCAAUAGAGAGAGGGAUUUGUUUUUCUGUAACAAAUUUAAAUAUUCAGACACACCCGAAGUGGUGUGAAGAGAGAAUGCACAAAGGUGUGCAACGAGAAAAAUAAAGUGAACAGCAAAGGGGUUAAAAAUAAAACUGGAAUAAAAACACAACAACAUGGUUCUCUUGAAUUAGUAAAGUGGACCUGAGGAAGAUUUGAGUUGUACUCCCUUACAAGAAUGUCUUCUUUUCAACUGAGGAUAAAACCAACGUCCUUACAAUGGUAUUACCUUGUGUAGCACCUGUCUCCAUUUUGUAAUUUCCAACAGGGUGUUUGGGCUUGAUAUUCAAGGACGGGACUGUGGUGAUGAAGUGGCUCAUUGGUUCACCACUUUCUUGAAGUCAGAACCAUUUCGGCUGGUACAUUAUGAGACCGACAUGGCGCCAAGAAAAUGUGAAAAGAUUCACAAACCUUUUCAACCUAAUGAUGAGGUUAGAUAAAUAAAUAUUGUUUUAUUGUGAGCAUUAAUCAUUUGUCAUCCUGCUUAAAAAAAAUAAAUCCUUGCCAUAUUUUUACAUCUGAAUUGAUAGCUGAUUUUAAAAAUGUAAGUCAGGACUAGCCUGGGACUAGUCAUCAUUCAGCCCAGACACUGAGGUCCAGCUCUGAGUGCCUUCUGGUGGUUCCCUUCCAGUGAGAAGUGAGGUUACAGGGAACCAGGCAGAGGGCCUUUUCAGCAGUGGCGCCCGCCCUGUGGAACGCCCUCCCGUCAGAUGUCAAGGAAAUAAACAACUACCUGACUCUUAGAAGACAUCUGUUUGAUUUAUUGUACUUUUAAUAUUCUGUUGGGAGCUGCCCAGAGUGACUGGGAAAACCCAGCCAGAUGGGCAGUGUAUAAAAUAAUAAUAAUAAUAAUAAUAAAUAAUAAUAAUAAUAAUACAUAAAUAAUAAUUUACUUGGAGCCCUUGGCCUUUCUGAAAGAGGAUGAGCCAGUGUGGUGUAAUGGCUAGACUAGGUUUAAAUAUCUGCUCCGUCAUGGUCAGUGCUAUUUUUGUAGGGGGGAGGGGAGGUGCCUAAACUCACCAUGAACACCUCCCUUGUUCUCUUAUAAUGGCAAUGGCACCCAUCUGAGAACUGCUGGAACUGAGUUCAGGCUGGGGGAAAAGCCCUAGUCAUGGAGUCAUUCACUCCUAGCCAAACCUCACAGGGCUGUUGUGAGGAUAAAAUGGAGGAUGAGGGGAACUCUGUAUUCUACCUUGAGCUCCUUGGAGGAAAGGUGGGAUGUAAAUGCAAUAAAUAAACAAGUUAAAGUCCGAGAGACUGUUUUAUCGAUAGAUAAGACUUCAUGAGCUAUUCAUUGCAUGGGAUGUCACAAAUUUUGUAACGUCUUCCUUGCAUUCUAAGUACCGAAAAGAGGGAAGAGAUUAAGAGGUGUAAACUGGUGGGAUUUUCCAGAGCUAAUAAUAAAUGGCAAGGCAGCUUUUUGCUAUUGCUGCUGAGGAAUCUGUGGAAUGUGCUCAUGAUGAAUGCUUGAGAGGGAUGCCAGCAAGAUGCUUAUUAACCUGCUAUUGUAGUGACAUUGGUAAUAUUUAUGUAUCUUUGCAACACAGGUUCCCUAUAGUGACUGUGCCCCCCUCUUAAUCAUCUCAGACGCUUCAAUGGAAGAUUUAAAUUCCAGAAUGGAGAAGAAAAUCAACAUGCGACAUUUUAGACCAAACAUUACUGUUUCAGGCUGUGGAGCUUAUGAGGAGGUAGAGAAAAUGUUGUUUGUCUCCCUUUGGUUUCUAAAACAAUUCAUCCAAAAUGUGUGCAUUUUUAAAAAGAAACAUUUUAUGCGAGCAUUUGGAAAAGCACCUGAGCUAUAGUGUAGCAACUGCAGUAUACAGUAUGUAUCUUAGAAUAUAGACAGUUACAAGGAUUUUAUGUUGGCAGCAUUUACAACAUGUGUAACUGAGGAGAAAGCAAUCAUUUCCAUUUCCAGACUAUUUACAAGAUGCACUGAUUUAAAUGCAAACAGUAAGAUAGGCUUUUCAUUGAACCAAUUUGUAUUAAUGAGCACCUAACCUAAAUGUUUCACUUGGAGUGACAUUAUCUCUGGUUUCAUUUUCAUUUAAAAAUAAGCAAUCUAGAUAGAGGACACAGGGCACAGGGAUAGAAUUUUAACCCAUUCCUUCCUUACCAUGAUCCUGAAAAAAUAUAUAUGCAGCAGUAGAACUGGUGUCGUUUUUUAAUUUAAAGUAAUAGGCAUUGUGCAGGUAUAUUUCCAAGCCCUAAAAGUGAUGAGCUUCAAUGUUUCUUCUGCAUGACAUUUCCUUUUGGAAAAGGAUCUCCUUCUUAGGGGCUUGCAUGCACAUUCCACUUUAUUCACUGGUUACUGUACUGGUUAAUCUUUGCAUAGCUAGCAGAAAUAUUAGCAGACAAUUCAGCAGUCAGUACCCUUCUCAGAUGCACUUCCAGUGUUGUGUGGUGCUGCAUGGCAGCUACCCUAAGGGAAACUAGUAUUCCCUCCAUAUAAACUUUCUAAGCAUUCCUAGCAGAGCUAAGAGCUGGAAUGCAUAUCGGUUUGUUAUGGGUUUGCCUCUAAAAAUAACACCUCCCAUUUCCGUACACACACAACCUGCUGUUGAGAUUUUAUGUUCUCGUUUUCUUUAUGAGAAAAUGCUUUGCAUUUGGUUCCAUAUUGCAACCUUCUCAGCCAAGGUUAUCUCACUUGGCCUUGAAGUAUUUUUCUCUCUGCUGCCGCCUCCUUAUUUCUGAAAUGUUGCAGGUCAGGAUGAAUCAGGAUUUUCCAGUGUAAUAUGGUAGAACAUGCCAAAUCUAGGCAAAAGGCACAGUGUCAAAUCUCCCCCGCAUUGUGAAUGUUUGCACAAUACUGCUAUUAUAAUGAUGAUAGUUUCUGGAAGGCAUUGUAACAAUGAGGGGGUGUGUACAAAACAGAAACCUUGCUUAUUUGAUCACUAACCUGGUUGAUUGGUUGGUUCGAAAGACAAUGGCUUUGUCUAGGGACAGAUUAAUAUCCCUUCAGCAUUUUGGGGCACCAGCAGCUGAGCACACGGAAGGCAGAAAUGCAAGUCCUGGAAAGUUUGGGCUAGAGUCACAAUGGGCCCAAAGUGGAAGCUAAUAACCAGUUUCACAUUAAGGCAGUAUAAGAGAUCAACAGGGGUGCAAAGGUGAGAUGGAAGCAAGGGUUUAAAAUGAGGAACCCACUUAAAUGAGGACAGCAAGAAAAAGUGUUGGGAAGUACCAGAUAGGAGGGCAGGGGUGUGGAUUCUUCACCCUCAGAUGUCUCACCACAAAGGUGAAGCAGUGCAGAGAUAAGGAGGCUUCUGCUUUGAGGCUGAGCCUGCAAGAGGGGCCUAGAUGACCCUCGGGUUUCCUUCUAUGAUUCUACUGAAUUAUGAUACAGCUCUUUUGGAGGCUGCAGCUUGGUUAGUUAGUUUAUAGUGGUAAUAUUGCCAUCUUGUGGUGAAGUGUGGGAGAAGCAGCUUUGGCAGCAUGCCAAUGUGAUCUGAAUUUCGAGCUUUUAGCUGGGAGUAAAAGAAUGGUGCCUCUCUCCUUCAGAUCCUUAAACAGCUCAUUCUAACCAAAGUGGACUCCUACUCCUUUACCUCACUUCUUCAGGUCCUCCUCCUCCUAGUCCCUCUUCCUAGUCAACCCACACCAACUCUGCAACUGGCAGAGUGUCCGCCCUGUGCCUAAACAUUCAGUGAAGCCCUCAUUCAACCCAAAAUGACAUUCAGCCUUCCCUCAGAAGCAGCUGCACUGAUUGUCAAAAUCCCACAACUGGCUUUCCUCCCACAAGAAUGGCAACUUUUACAUAACCAGGCCAUAGUGAGGAUGAGAUUGUGCAUGUGCGCACACAUUUGUGAAGGUGACUAGCUAUUUGGGGAGCCAUUGGAGACUGAGGGGAAGAAUGGCUCCAGCUUCCCCUUCAUUCUUUCCCCUCCCCACAAUUCAGUUCUUCUCUUUCAUCUGUCUUCCAUAACCCAUUUCUUUCUUUGUUGUGUGUUGCAGAAUCUUCUCUCAUGCUCUCUGCAUCUACAUGCCAGCUCCCUCCCCUCAUUUCCCCUCCUGAGGCAUCUACCCAGCUGCCCACAUAUACACUAUGUGUCCCUCUUUCUUUUCCCCUUUACUUACUAGAUAUAAUGUCAGGACAAUGAAGAAGUGACGCAGGGUAGUAGUCAACUAAGAUAUAGGUAAAGGUAAAGGGACCCCUGACCAUUAGGUCCAGUCGUGACCGACUCUGGGGUUGCAGUGCUCAUCUCGCUUUACUGGCCGAGGGAGCCAGCAUACAGCUUCCGGGUCAUGUGGGUAGCAUGACUAAGCUGCUUCUGGCGAACCAGAGCAGUGCACAGAAACACCGUUUACCUUCCCGCCAGAGUGGUACCUAUUUAUCUACCUGCACUUUGACGUGCUUUCAAACUGCUAGGUUGGCAGGAGCAGGGACCGAGCAAUGGGAGCUCACCCCGUUGUGGGGAUUCGAACCACCGGCCUUCUGAUCGGCAAGUCCUAGGUUCUGUGGUUUAGACCACAUAGUUGGGAUUAAAAUCCACUGUUAUUAAUGGACCUAACAUGGCCAUAUUCGGCAAUAUCAGCAGGUCUACUUUGAUUUAAACUUAGCUGAAUACUACCCACGAUUGUCUUCACAUAGGGGUCAUGUAAAAAGCAUGCAAGUCUCCAGAUGUUGCUGAACUACACUACCCAUCAUCCCUCACCAUUGGCCAUGCUGGCUGGAACUGAUGGGAGUUGGAGCCCAACCCACCUGGAGAGCCACAGGUUCCCUGUCCCUGUGCUAUUGCAAGUUUUUGUCAGCAUGUGGCGACUUUCAAGUUUUACCAUAUCGGGUUGCUUCCAUAAAACCACUUUAUCGCAUGAAAACUGGGUUGGAAAGGGCCUUUUUGAUGCCUCUUCCACUUAAAAACCAGUCAUGGGAAUUUGGUUUUGAAGAAUGUAAUAACUAGCCUUUCUGGCUCAGAAGAACAGUCCAUGUAAGUAACUAGCCCAUCUGCUAGGCUAAAUAAUUCCAGAUGAUGCAAAAGAAAAGUACUAAUAUAAUCCUUCUUUCAGUCUUGUGGUUUAGCAACAUCUGACCCUUUCAUUAGAAAAAAACACAUCAUUUCCAUUUUAGUUUUAAGCAGCUGCACAUCAGCAAAUAGGGGGUGAAAUCUGUUGAACCUGAGUAUGAGAGGUUUAGUAUGAAAGUAAACACAAAUUGUUGCUUGAUUUUCCCUUAGGACACCUGGGGCAAAGUUAUAAUUGGUGAUGUGGAACUGAGAGAGGUGAUGGCAUGUGGCAGGUAAGCUUGGGUUGGCAAAGGGAAUAAUCAGCUGUUUGAUCCUGUUUACUACAAAAUGUCGUUUGCCAUUGCAGGUGUCUUCUUACAACUGUUGACCCAGAAAAUGGCAUCAUAGACAGAAAGGAGCCACUGGAAACACUAAAAAGGUAAAGUAUGACAGCAAUCACGAACAGUUACACGUCUGACAUAGUGUUGGGGUGCUCCUCAUUUAUUGCUGGCAGCAAAAUGCUGGUCUGUAUCUUCGCCAAUUUAACCCAGGUUUACCUUUAUGGGGGGUGAGUGGGAUUGAUUUGGGAAGGGAAAACACUGUUGCCAAUGACCUGCUUGUGAUAUCUCAAUAACCCAUUUGGAAGUUAGGCCCCUAUCUGGAAACACCAUUGCUCAGUAGAUGAGUGGCACUGCUUCUGAAGCUAAUCCUACGUACUGUGUUCCUUGAGACUUACACCCAAGUACCUUGUGUAGGCCUGAUGUGUAUGCCACUUUUUAAAAUUUAAAAAUAUGGCCUGUAUUUGGGUAGUAUGCAUUUAUGUCCAUCGACUUUACCUUCCUGCAUUACUACAUAUAUUUCUAGGUCUUCAUACAUUAUGUUCAGCACUGAAGGUAAACGAGUUCAUUUGACUAGAGAGAACUCAGAGUAACUUCUAAGUUAAACAUACAAAGGAUUGUCCGCUGAGUUGAAUAUCAUUAACUUUUCAGUUUUGGAUCAGGGUAUUAAGAGGCAGCCAGUGAUCUAGACUACCAUUUGAUAGUAAUUUCAUGACUGAACCUCCUUCAGCUUCAAACUGAUGCUCAGAAAACAGGUAUAGCUGCAUCUAAUGCAAUAGCAAACAAUUUGCAUACAACUCCCCUGUUGCAUGAUAUGCUAAAGAUCCCAUUUGGGGGAUAAAAAGCAAUGCAACAAUCCUUGCCUAUUGAGAUCAAUAAGGUGCCAUCACUGUACUCUUUUUGACACCAGCUAAAAACAUUCCUCUUUAGACAAGCCUACCCAGAAGCUUCGAAAGUUGAGGCAAUUUUAAUCCGUUUUAGUAUUUUAACUUUUGUUUAAUUUAAAGUAGGGUUGUAAUUUUCCUUGAUUUUACUGUUUCAUCUUUUGCAAACUGCUUUGGGUCCUCCCCCCCCCCCAUUGAACAGUGUAUCAUUUUUAUGAAAUAUGCAAACAAACAGGGUUCAAAUUUGGAUCUGCUAUGGGUCAGGGCUAAGCCAUGUGGAGACUGUUUUUGCUUGAAACCUCUCCAUGCUUAUCUCAAAUGUCUAGUAGUGUAAUUUGCCAAGUCUCUGUACGGAACAGGGGUGGUAAACCUAGAAUCAUAGAAUCAUAGAAUCAUAGAAUCAUAGAGUUGGAAGAGACCACAAGGGCCAUCGAGUCCAACCCCCUGCCAAGCAGGAAACACCAUCAGAGCACUCCUGACAUAUGGUUGUCAAGCCUCUGCUUAAAGACCUCCAAAGAAGGAGACUCCACCACACUCCUUGGCAGCAAAUUCCACUGUCGAACAGCUCUUACUGUCAGGAAGUUCUUCCUAAUGUUUAGGUGGAAUCUUCUUUCUUGUAGUUUGGAUCCAUUGCUCCGUGUCCGCUUCUCUGGAGCAGCAGAAAACAACCUUUCUCCCUCCUCUAUGUGACAUCCUUUUAUAUAUUUGAACAUGGCUAUCAUAUCACCCCUUAACCUCCUCUUCUCCAGGCUAAACAUGCCCAGCUCCCUUAGCCGUUCCUCAUAAGGCAUUGUUUCCAGGCCUUUGACCAUUUUGGUUGCCCUCCUCUGGACACGUUCCAGUUUGUCAGUGUCCUUCUUGAACUGUGGUGCCCAGAACUGGACACAGUACUCCAGGUGAGGUCUGACCAGAGCAGAAUACAGUGGCACUAUUACUUCCCUUGAUCUAGAUGCUAUACUCCUAUUGAUGCAGCCCAGAAUUGCAUUGGCUUUUUUAUCUGCCGCGUCACACUGUUGGCUCAUGUCAAGUUUGUGGUCAACCAAGACUCCUAGAUCCUUUUCACAUGUACUGCUCUCAAGCCAGGUGUCACCCAUCUUGUAUUUGUGCCUCUCAUUUUUUUUGCCCUAGUGCAAUACUUUACAUUUCUCCCUGUUAAAAUUCAUCUUGUUUGUUUUAGCCCAGUUCUCUAAUCUGUCAAGGUCGUUUUGAAGUGUGAUCCUGUCCUCUGGGGUGUUAGCCACCCUCCCAGUUUGGUGUCAUCUGCAAAUUUGAUCAGGAUGCCCUUGAGUCCAUCAUCCAAGUCGUUGAUAAAGAUGUUGAAUAAGACCGGCCCCAAGACAGAACCCUGUGGCACCCCACUAGUCACUCUUCUCCAGGAUGAAGAGGAACCAUUGAUGAGCACCCUUUGGGUUCGGUCAGUCAGCCAAUUACAAAUCCACUGAGUGGUAGCAUAGUCAAGACCGCAUUUUACCAGCUUCUUUACAAGAAUAUCAUGGGGCACCUUGUCAAAUGCCUUGCUGAAAUCAAGGUAGGCUACAUCCACUGCGUUCCCUUCAUCUACCAGGCUUGUAAUUCUGUCAAAAAACGAGAUCAGGUUAGUCUGACAUGACUUAUUUUUCAGAAAUCCAUGCUGACUAUUGGUGAUCACAGCAUUCCUUUCUAGGUGCUCACAGACUGUUUGCUUAAUGAUCUGCUCCAGAAUCUUCCCUGGUAUUGAUGUCAGACUGACUGGGCGGUAAUUAUUUGGGUCCUCUCUUUUCCCUUUUUGAAAAUAGGGACAACAUUUGCCCUCCUCCAGUCUGCCGGGACUUCGCCUGUUCUCCAGGAAUUCUCAAAGAUGACUGCUAGUGGUUCUGAGAUCACAUCUGCCAGUUCUUUUAAUACUCUUGGAUGCAGUUCAUCUGGCCCUGGAGACUUGAAUACAUCUAAACUAGCCAAGUAUUCUUGUACUAUCUCCUUAGUUAUUCUGGGCUGUGUUUCCUCUGCUGAAUCAUUUGCUCCAAAUUCUUCAGGUCGGGCAUUGUUUUCUUUAUCGGAGAAGACUGAGGCAAAGAAGGCAUUGAGGAGUUCAGCCCUUUCUGUGUCCCCUGUUUGCAUUUCACCAUCUUCUCCUCUGAGUGACCCCACUGUUUCUUUGUUCUUCCUUUUGCUACGAACAUACCCAUAAAAGCCUUUUUGUUGCUUUUAACCUCUCUAGCAAGCCUGAGUUCAUUCUGUGCUUUAGCUUUUCUGACUUUGUGUCUACACGUGCUGGCUAUUUGUUUGAAUUCCUCUUUGGUGGUUUCCCCCUUUUCCAUUUUUGUACACAUCCUUUUUAAUCUUAACUCAGUUAAAAGUUCUUUAGAUAGCCACCCUGGCUUCUUUAGGCACCUUCCAUGUUUCCGUCUCAUUGGUAUUGCCUGAAGUUGUGCUUUUACUAUCUCCCUCUUAAGAAACUCCCAGCCAUCAUGAACUCCCUUUCCUUUUAGUAUUACUGUCCAUGGGAUCUCACCCAGCACUUCCCUAAGUUUUAUGAAGUCGGCUUUCUUAAAGCUUUCUGUGGUCCUCCAGAUGUUACUGGACUCCCAACUCCCCUCAUCCCUGACCAUAGGCCAUGUGUGCUGGUGCUGAUGGGAGCUGGGAUCCAACAGCAUCUGGAAAGGUUCUCCACCCCUGAUACAGAAUGUCUAAGACAGCACUGGUAAUCUCUACAUUCAGUUGAAGCUCAUGGGAAACUUGAUGCAAACACGAGGCUCCAUGUGGCAAGCCAUGCUAGAUGCAACAAACAGGGAGAGGUAGCCUUUCACUUACAUAACCUAACAUGUAAACUAGCCUGAGUGUUGCCCACUGAAACAGCACGGAGUUCUAUUGCUAUUACUUCUCCUAAUAUUGUCGUUGUAAAAAUUUAUUUAGCAUCAAUAAUGCUGCUUAGUUCUGUGAAGUAUAGUACCCUUAGAAGAGCAGAAUAUGAAGGGCAUUUUCUUAGUUAAUUGUAGUACAGUUGUGCAACACCAAUUAAAUUGUGCUGCAACAAUUAUUAAUUCAUUCACUCAUUGCAGUACAUUUCUAUACUGCUCCCCAGUAAUUUCGUGUGAGCUUGUUGAUUAAUUAAUUAACAGUACAACUUGAACAAGAAGUAAGUUUUAACUGAAUUCAGCAAGACUUACUCCCACAUAAGUGGAGCUAGGAUUGCAGUCCUAAGCAUUAUUUGAUUAACCAUUUCAGGCCAGGUCUGAAAAUUAAGGGGAAACUUGGGUUUUUUAAAAGUCAGUUUUGGUUCCAGCAGGUUACCAUAAUAGGAAAUGUAAAAGAGUACCUUAAAAACAACAGUUACUUUCUUGCAAUGAACGUUAAUUGAAAGUUAUCUCAUGCUUCCCUCAAUAUCUCGAAAAGGCAGCACUAUUGAUAUUUUGGUAAUAUACAAAUGUAUUUAAUUGUAUUGUUUAAUUAAUCAUCUUCCUCUAAAACUAUUAAUCAACCAAUAAGUCUUGCUUGGCUGACUGCUCUAAUGAUAACACAGAGGAUCUCACAGGUUUCUGUCCCAUAAUCUGGUCUAUCAUAUAACAUUAUCCGUCUAAAUUUGCAGUAAUAAAGCUUGAAGGUCUUACACAGGACGGCCAACGUCCAGGAUUUUGCUAAGCCUUUAAGCCAUUAUAAAUACAACUAAGUGUAAACUUUCAAGGGGGGCACCAUAAAUUUGGGCGAGAGAAGGUCUUCCACAAUCAUCCCAAGAACUCAUCUGGCAAAUGCAAAGUGCCUUCCUUGUCUGCGUGGGGAGAGUUUAGCAUGACAGGACACUAAAUCUCAGCCAAGUAAAUGGUGAAAAGAAAAUAAUUCUCCUACCACUCUAUCUCCACAAUGUCCAAACAGCAAAAGUGAUUCCUACCCCUCCAUGCCCCCCAUCAGUUACUUGACAAGCCCACAGCAGCCAGGGAAAUAAAUUUCAAAGUACCCAAGAGGUUUUAAAAGCCAUUUUAACUCUUUCAGCUCCCUUCACAAUUCACUUUUGUAAGACACCUUAGGAAAGUGAAUGAGACGCUAUUCUCAAAAGAUGGAAGACUCUGCAUGUCAUUUAAAGUACCACUGUUACAGCUACAGACUUGGAACGUCGCCAUGCGAAAUACUUUUUCUUGAGUGUUGUUGCCAGGAUUAAACCUGCUGUGUGAAAAGCAGGUGCCCUGGCAACUGAGCUAUGGUCCCUCCUUAGUGCAGGAUAAAAAUAAAUAAAUGUAAAACUGGGUCCUAUGAGCUCCCUCGAAAGUUUUAAAAUGUGGGGCAGCUGUGUGAAGAAACAGUCACGUUGUGUGGGCAAAUUUAAAGGUAACAGUGUUUUUCUCACAAUGUUCCCUCACAAUGUAACCCGUUUCUUCACACACUAACAGUCCUUUGCCAUAAUUUCACUAAUAAAUGUCCUAUUUUUUUCUUUGCAGCUACCGCAUGUGUGAUCCAGCGGACAAGCAUCUCUACAAAUCUGCCCCCUUGUUUGGGAGCUUUUUCACAGUAUCUAAACUUGGAACCAUUAAAGUUGGAGACCCUGUGUAUAAGAUAAUCGAAUGUUAGGGAGGGGUCAGAGGACUCUUUGCCUUAAAGUGCUUGUCUGUUCAGCAGUUGCAAUGUUGUUAUCAUAGGGCACAAACCAGCCAAAUCUCAGCAUUUAAAAAUUCCCGCUGAUAUCAGUGAAAGAAAUUUAAGCACCUAUGUGUCUUGUUCAUUCAUUUGCCAAGUGUUUAAUUUGUUGGCUAAUUUGUGCCCAUACUUCCUGCCGGUUAUAAUUUUACUUGGCUUCUUAGAGAAAAAGACCUGCAUUGUAAUUUGUAACUCAGAUUAGUAUAAUGUUACCAGAUAAUUGUUUAUUACCAACAUUUUGAACUGAACUCUCGAAAGAUGCCGAAACUUUAUGGGGGUGGAAACAGGAGUAUUCUGUGGUAUACUAUAAAGACUAACAGAUUUUUUUUUUUAGGCAAGAUCACUUUGUUAUACCCAUGCUGUUAUCCUUAGUGUCUCUCUCUUGUUUUUUGGUCACUGUUUUGGAAAGGCAGCAUUUAAAAUAGAUAAAUAAAUACAUAUCUGUUAAUUGAUUGUAUCUGCACAUGGCAUCAUAAUGAACUACGUUAAAUGUGUCCAGGCCUAAUGAUUUAGACAUGCCACAGCUCAUAAUUCUUACUGCAGGGAAGGCCAUGGUCCUUGGAGGGCAAUCUGAGUUAAUCUGUGAUAAAUGGUAGACUGAUGGAUCAAUGAUGUGCUUGAUAAGACUGUGUUUGUUCAUGGGAACAGAUGGCACCCACCUGCAAGUUCAUUUGAUUUGAAUGAAUAGUCACAAUUAGAGAGACUGCAGUUAAAAAACAUGUGAUCCUUGUGUUAUAUAUACAUUUGAAGGCACUUUGUAAAAGGCAUUCUUGCAGUGCAAUCCUAAACAUGUUUAUUCAGAAGUAAUUCUCAUUGAAUUCAUUGGGGCUUGCUCCCUAGUAAGUGUGCUUGUGAUUGCAUUUACUCGGGAGUAAGUUUUGUUGAACUGGGAGGUACUUCUGGGUAGACAUGUGUAGGAUUACACUGUUAGUGUCGCCUGUGAAAAGACCUAACUUUGAGAGUCCUUCCUGAAAACCUGAACAGUAGAUUCAGCUGAUACUUACUUAGAUUCAGCUGAUACUAACUUUAUCAGCAGCCCAGUGCUGCUCCUCCCAGCACAGAGAGACAUUUUUUAAAAUUAAGGGCAGAUCUAAAUAAAAUGUGGCACAGUGCUUAAACUAUUAGAUGGACACUCAGAUCAAUCUGUAAGGAGUUUGGGGGUGGGGAAGGUGCGAACAGAAAUGGCAAAAUGCUCAUGUGCCAAUUCCAAUAUUAAUUUUAGUGAUCUAAGUUAAAGUGGAAGGCAGGUGGAGUGAAAUACCAGAUAGAGUGAACCCCUAGAACAGGCAUGUCCAAAGUCUGUUUUGGGGGUCUAAUCUGGCCCAAAAAGCUCAAAAAGUUCAGUCCUAAAAACCAACUUUGUUCAGCCCUCACACAUGUUCACUUCAUCAAAUCUGGCCCUCUUUGAAAAAAGUUUGGGCACCCCUGCCCU
Molecule: messenger RNA, 17982 nt
Organism: Podarcis lilfordi (Lilford's wall lizard)
Lineage: Eukaryota; Metazoa; Chordata; Lepidosauria; Squamata; Lacertidae
Source: the annotation of a GenBank genome assembly